AUGCGAUCAGGGCCAGACUUCGUGUCAUAUCCGAUGGGCAGAGAAACCGUGUUGUUUCUUGUCUCAUGGCCGGAUGAGGCUGGGGGGUGGCCAAGCCUGCUAGAACCAGUCAGAGGGCAGAUGGGCACAUCGCUUCCUGGUAAAAGUUGCAAUUCAAGUGGGAUACCUGGUACAGGAGAUGAGCCUGAUGUCGUUGACUUCAAUGUCUCUUCGGAUUUGCCAACACAUUGGUUGCAUAUUCGUUAUCCAGAGGGGGCAGCAUACGUCAUUUCCCCUCCUGGACACCUAUACCAGUUGCAACUCGGACUAUCGGCAAGAAACCUAUCCUCGGUGGUUACGCGCAACAGUACGAUGCCCAACACCAAUACGUUCUUGGGCCGAAGACAGACCGAUACACUUUGUAGUUUCAGCGUCGAUCUCGAAUUUCACCCAAAAGGCCCAGCAGACGAAGCCGGUGUGUCGGUUUAUCUAGACGAAAAGCGACAUAUAGAUUUUGCCAUCAUAGCAGAUGAUCAGAUGGUAGAUGGCAGACGCUUACGUCUUCGAUCGUUUAGCAACAACGAAAAUUUGACCUUGCCGCAAGACGUCAUAGUGCCGAUACCUGGGGAUAAAGAAGCAGACGCUGCUGUGCGCCUAGAGGUCAGGGCAGAAAACACCACGCACUACGUGUUUCUUGCGGCGCAGGUCAGCGGAGCAGAGAGCGAAGAUACCAAUAUGACGAUCGUCGGGCAUUCUUCGGCAAGCUUCGUGAGUGGCGGCUACACUGGUACCGUAGUUGGGGUUUACGGGACUACGAAUGGAGAGGCGACAACAGCCAACACCUCUGUAGCAUAUGUCAGCCGAUGGAGGUACUAUAGUAAAGGGCAUCACGUUGAUCACGACGAAGUUGUUUAG
Colletotrichum aenigma is the source of this 894-nucleotide messenger RNA. Its product is annotated as Non-reducing end alpha-L-arabinofuranosidase BoGH43B. The transcript has a single exon. The coding region runs from base 1 to 894 and encodes 297 amino acids. NCBI's taxonomy places the organism in Eukaryota, Fungi, Ascomycota, Sordariomycetes, Glomerellales, Glomerellaceae. The record is from RefSeq and is a predicted model, not a curated record.